AUGGUAGGCUUAGAAAAUGAAGGGAUUAUGAAUGCAGAUCUUUGCUUGCCGUUAAAUGAACGUUCAUUUCGUCUUCUCAUUCAACAGUACAAUGAAGAGGCGGCUGCAGCCCGUGCCGUCGCCUUAAGAAAUAGUGAAGAUUCAUCCAGCAGCCGUGCAGAUUUGGCACUCGCAGCCCAAUACAUGGAAGAUCUCACCCGAGAUGCCACUCGUCUCUACAAAAAACUACAGGAAGGAGGAGGGAAAGAUGAUAGUUUAUUAUGGACAAAAGAUGAUGUGAAUACACUACGCAUGUUGGGAUUUGAUGUACGCCAUCUUGACACUUUAAUGAGAAGAGAUGUUCAUACAUACACGUCUAACAUACACUCCACACAGAAACUUCACACACCUAAUCUUGAUGCUCUUCUAUCAGUAGAACAAAAGAUUCAGGAAUUGCAGCAAAAAGUAGAGUCUUUAACUCUAGAAAAUCUUUCACUGAGACGCGCAGUUUCUAAGAAACCUCAUAAAAUUUCAACUAUACAAAAUUCUAUUUAUAAUACCUCUGGUUCAUUGGAAGCUCUUACAGUCGCCUUCAAUGGAUUAAAAGAUGCCUACUACAAGAGACGUGAUGAAGAUUCUCUUGUACAGAGAAUGCGGGAGAAAUUUGCCUUGGCACUUCAUGAUAUUCGUGUAGAGGAUCGAAGACUUCGUGUUGCUGGAGUUAAUCAAUCGGAGUGUCCAUACACAGUUAUUGAAGAUACUUUUCGUAUCCUUCAAAGUAUAGAUGCGUGUCGACGAGUACGUUAUUGUGUUGGGAAUAAUUCUAAUAUCGUAGAAGAACCUGUGGAUACCGCUGUGAUACAACUUCUUAAUGAUCUUGAUUUUUCUUUUCCUGUACAUAUACGGCGACUUGGUCCUGGUGGUGAUUAUUUUAUUGAUCAGCAUGUUGAAAUUAAGUUAAUUGACGGUCAGCUUCUUGUGAAACCAAAGUUAUCGACAAUUCAUCAUUCAACUUCUUCAGAUGUAGUGAAUAAACCUCGAUAUGAACAUCUGGCAAAGUAUCUUAUUCAUCUCUAUUCCCCUGCUAUGGAUUUAGAAAAAGCAGCAGGAAAAGAUGAUGAUGAUGAUAAUGUGAUGGAACAACAACAAGAAGAAAAAAAACGAAAACAAGAACCUGGUGUGAACAAUAGUUAUGAUUAUACUCGUGAUAGUGAUAUACCCUUUGGAGAACGCAUUGCUUCUCUCAAGCAAAAGCAACAGGAUUUGCAACGCACUUUGAAGUCUCAUUAUGAACAGCUACGACAGCACCAGCAACAAUUGGAAUCGAAUCUUUCUUCAUCUCCAGAGGUGUCUCAAUUGGAUCACGUUGAUGUAGUUAAUCAGGUAAAAAGAAUGCACACUGAAGAGAAGCCCACGAUGGUAUUAGGCUCUCCAUUCAGUGGAGAGGAUAGAGUUGCCCAUACACUUCAAAUGUUGGAGAGUAAUGGAAAAAUCCCUGAUCUUUCUACACUUUCAGAGUCUGAAUUGCGCAGACUCAAACGGGCCGCACUACGGCGACAAAUGCGUACAUUACAAGGUCUUAGUGGUGUUGUUUCACCUCGUUUACAAACUCAUUCCUUGUAA
This is a messenger RNA of Trypanosoma theileri, 1602 nucleotides long. RefSeq lists its product as uncharacterized. NCBI's taxonomy places the organism in Eukaryota, Euglenozoa, Kinetoplastea, Trypanosomatida, Trypanosomatidae. The transcript has a single exon. Bases 1 to 1602 code for a protein of 533 amino acids. The record is from RefSeq and is a predicted model, not a curated record.